UUAUUUUUUGGUAUCCCCGUGUAUUGCCUUUAUAUAAUAGAGAUUUCUGACAACAAAAAUCAAAUUAUCAAUGCAAACUAUUGCAAAGUUGUGAAGCGAGAGCGAGAAGCGUGUAAGAUUAUGUUUACUGUUCACUAAUAAUUUUUCAUAUAAAACUCCAAAACCAGUUCAUCCAUGAUCUACAGAAAACAUGGCCCUCUCAACUUCCACAACUGCAUUCUCAAUUCUACCAAACAAAAACACCACUUCCCCUUCACCAAUAUUUCUUCGAAAUCAAGCUCAAUUCACCAUUAAUGGCUGCUUCUUCCCUCUUUUCAAACCGCCCACCAAACUCAAACGACCCCUUUUCUCUGCCCCCGCCAUUUCUAGCUCUCAAGAAUUUGGGUCACUCGUUGCUAGUGAAACCAACUUUUCUAUGUUGGAUAAAGCUUUAGUUUAUGAUUUGAAAGGAAAUGGAAUUCCAAUUACUGAUUUAUGGAAAGAUAGGAAAGCUGUUGUUGCUUUUGCUCGCCAUUUUGGGUGUGUGCUUUGUCGCAAGCGGGCGGAUUAUCUUGCCUCCAAGAAGAGUUCCAGCAAUUGCGAUACCAUUGGUGUUGCAUAUCUCAAAUCUACCAGGAGUAAAUUUACUGGAAGAUUUUCAAUUUCAUCAGCUCAGACCCGAACCAACAAUUGGAGUACUAUUUAUUGUUCAUGUAGAUGUUGUAUGCCCGGCACUGAGCUACAGCCGGAAUCAACACCAUCACUUCCCGUGAAAAUUGUGAGCAUUUUUGAAGAUGGCAGUACCAGUCCUCUUAAAUCUGCUCCUUGGCAAGAUGUUUUGAUCCACACUGCAGAAAGACUGAAGUGGAUUGAUGAAGGAAUUGAAAUGCUUGUCUUUAAUGAUAGUCUCUGUCGAUCUGGUGAAAAUAUGGCUCAAAACCUUAAGAAGGAGCUUAUGCGCGCCGACAUACUGUUGGUUGUUGCUGUUACCAAACAAGAAUCAGUCGAGUGGAUUCAGAAUCAUGCUCACAGCAUUCCGAAUAUUAUAUGCUUUGAGUCCUCUGCUGCAUUAGUGAAUAAACUAGGAGGAUCCUCUAUCAGCAGUGAAACCAAAGGGAACAUGUUUGACAGUUUGACAGGCUUUUCAAAAUCUCAGAAAGCGAAUGAAAAAACUGAAGUAGUGCAAACUGUUACUGAAGCUUGGGAACGACAUAAUUCAGAUGACAUUAGAUUUUCCUUAUUAGUAAUAAUCAAUGCUUAUUUGAGGCCGGUUUCUGUUUUGCAAAAUUUGAGAUCAAAGGGGUUUUUUACACUCAGCUGCAUGGUAAAAAACUGUGGAUCCCAGAUUCUGGAUUGCUUGUUGGAUCCUGCCUGUAGGAAUGCCCUGCAAUGCUUAAAUAAGUGUAGUCCUGUGGAUCAGGUAUGCAACUAUCGCUGCAUUGCUUCAUAUGAAAGUCCACAGCUUGAAGCAUUCUCCCUCUGUGUAUUACAAAAACAUAAUUGUUUGCAACUGGACGCCAAAAUUCCUGAAAAACCAUAUGUAGCUCCUAUGGCUAAGUUUCGCGGAUCUGAUUUAUGUCACGAAACGGCUGAAGAUCUCUUUGUUGGUUGGCUAGGGAGUAUGGACUGGAGUUGGCGUGUUGUGGCAGGACAAAAUCCUGCCUAUGAUCAAUUUCCUUGCCAAUACCAACUCUUCUAUAGGGGGAAGGCGAGGGGUUCAUUUUGGUAUGAGCCAGUUUUUCAAGUCAAAACUUUAGAUGGAAAAAUCGUCUGGAGAAGAAGAAGAUAUCGGGUGAAGAGGGGCCCAAUUCCAGGCAAAUUUUUCUUCAGUGUUUUGGAUAACGGAGUUGUCUCAAAUGAGUCCUGGACAAUUGUGGAUGUUGUUGAUGAUCUUAGUUGGGGAUUGUUUCAUUAUCAUGGAGCUGCUCGAGUUGCAGGACAAUCUUACACAGGGGCAGUUCUUGUUAGUCCGGAUGGAAGAUAUCCUAGUGAGGAUGAUGUACCUAGGUUAAGUAGUGCUCUAGAAAAGUGUGGUAUCAAAAAGUGGGAGCUAUUUACUGUUGAUAACUGCUCUUGUCGUGAUGCACCUCUGGGAAUUCCUGAGAGUUCACGCUUGCACCACAAUUUAAAAGUUGAAAGAUAAAAAUAGGCAUGGAAUUACAAAUUUGAGCUCUUUGGGCUUUGUACAUUGUGCAGGCCAUUAAAGUUGCUUCAAUUAUUUCAGAAGG
Messenger RNA from Beta vulgaris subsp. vulgaris (sugar beet), 2207 nucleotides. RefSeq lists its product as uncharacterized. Gene Ontology annotation, biological process: xanthophyll cycle. The transcript is spliced from 5 exons. The record is from RefSeq and is a predicted model, not a curated record. NCBI's taxonomy places the organism in Eukaryota, Viridiplantae, Streptophyta, Magnoliopsida, Caryophyllales, Amaranthaceae. Bases 191 to 2122 code for a protein of 643 amino acids. Gene Ontology annotation, molecular function: violaxanthin de-epoxidase activity; magnesium chelatase activity.